Messenger RNA from Theobroma cacao (cacao), 2021 nucleotides. Its product is annotated as Glycosyl hydrolase family 10 protein. Gene Ontology annotation, biological process: carbohydrate metabolic process. Gene Ontology annotation, molecular function: hydrolase activity, hydrolyzing O-glycosyl compounds. NCBI's taxonomy places the organism in Eukaryota, Viridiplantae, Streptophyta, Magnoliopsida, Malvales, Malvaceae. The record is from RefSeq and is a predicted model, not a curated record.
ACUGUUUCCUUGUGAUCCCCACCACAAGCCUUAAGUACUCUCCCUAGCUCUUUCCCUCCCUCUUCUGCAAUCUUCAUUAUUCUAUAUAACCUUCCUAUCUAUAUAAGCUUCAUCAUUUUGUUCAUCGAUUACAGUAAUGCUUUUCCGCUAGCAGUAUGUUUUACACACUCCAAUGCGGAAACAUGAAACAUUCUCCGAUUUUUGGUGGUUACUUGGCUUUCUUCUUUCUUCUAAGCAUUUCCUUGGCUGCUUCCUAUGAUGGGCCAGUAUAUGAUUUUACUGCUUAUACAGAGUGUAAAGCACAGCCGGAGGAGCCACUUUACCAGGGAGGGAUACUGAAAGAUCAGCAGCCAGUUAUGAAACGGAGCAUUAUUAGCGAGACUGCAACUGGUUUUUACACGCCAGCUUUUGUAUUGAAGAAUCUCACGCAGGGCAGCGUUUACUGUUUCUCCACUUGGGUCAGGAUCCAAGGCGCCAAUUCAGCUCUCAUUAGGGCAAGCUUGAAGACUGAAAACAGAACAUAUGAUUGUAUAGGGACUGUUUCAGCUAAGAGUGGAUGCUGGUCAUUUCUCAAGGGUGGAUUCAUUCUUGAUUCACCUUCAAAUUUAGCUUUACUACUAUUUCAGAAUUCAGAUGAUAAGGAUAUCGAUAUAACAAUUGCUAGCUCCUCAUUACAGCCAUUUACUGAUCAGGAAUGGAGGAUCAACCAGCAAUACAUAAUUAACACUCAAAGGAAGCGCGCUGCAACAAUACAUGUGUCUGACCAACAAGGAAAUAGAUUGCAAGGAGCGGAAAUAACUGUGGAUCAAGUCUCAAAAGAUUUUCCAUUUGGUUCUGCAAUAGCAAGCACUAUUCUUGGAAAUUUGCCCUAUCAGAGUUGGUUUGUUGAGCGAUUCAAUGCGGCAGUGUUUGAAAAUGAACUCAAAUGGUAUGCAACAGAACCUGAUCAAGGGAAGACCAACUACACCAUAGCAGACCAAAUGUUGGAAUUUGUUCGAGCCCACCAAAUAAUAGCCAGAGGUCACAACAUAUUCUGGGAAGACCCUAAAUACACGCCCGCAUGGGUUCGGAACCUUGCAGGUCCUGAGCUACAAUCAGCAGUCAACUCCAGGAUACAAAGCGUAAUGAGCAAAUACAAAGAAGAAUUCAUACACUGGGAUGUUAGCAAUGAGAUGCUCCAUUUUGAUUUCUAUGAACAACGACUUGGACCUGAUGCAACCUUGCAUUUCUAUGAGACUGCACAUCAAUCAGACCCAUUAGCAACCCUUUUCAUGAAUGAAUUUAAUGUUGUGGAAACCUGCAGUGAUGUGAAAUCAACGGUUGACACCUACAUUGAAAGGAUAAGAGAUCUUAAACAAGGCGGCAUGUACAUGGAUGGAAUUGGCUUGGAGAGUCAUUUUACAGUACCAAACCCUGCUCUAAUGAGAGCUGUGCUAGACAAAUUGGCUACACUUGGACUACCCAUAUGGCUUACGGAAGUAGAUAUUAGCAGCUCGGUUGGUGAAGAAUUACAGGCUAUCUACCUAGAACAGGUACUAAGAGAAGGCUUUUCACAUCCUUCAGUGAAUGGGAUAAUGCUUUGGACCGCUCUCCAUCCUAAAGGGUGCUACGAAAUGUGCCUAACUGAUAAAAAUUUUAAAAACCUCCCAGCUGGUGAAGUGGUUGACAACCUCUUGAAAGAAUGGCAAACCGGGGAGAUUAAUGGGCAAACAGAUGAACACGGUUCAUACAGCUUUUAUGGUUUCUUAGGUGAAUACAAAGUAAACGUCAGCAGCGGCAACAGAUCAGCAAAUUCUACUUUCUCACUCUGCCGUAGUGAUGAAACUAAACACUUCAGCAUUCAGUUGUAACACCCAUGAUUCUAGUCUCACUUUAUACAAGGGAAAACUAAAUUAGAUUUUAAUAUAUAAACACAUCUUUGCUUGCACGAUUUAAACUAGACAAUUGACUAAACACGUCUAGAAUACGUCCAUUUGGGAGUACUAACUCUUUUGCAAAUAUAAACGAGUUUACUAAGGUCA